AGGUGAUUGGACUUCACGCUCCAAAAAGUACGGUAACCCUCUGCCACCCACUCCCUUCCUCCUUCCCCUUUUUAACUUCCAUUUUCACCGGAGCUUUCUCUCUCUCCGCCAUGAAAACCAACCCAUCAUCUCCUCAUCCUUCUUAAAAUAGGGUUUUUUGCACUCAUGAAAACUCCCAAAACCCUCUUCUUCUACACCAUUACCAUUGCAGUACACCUCACAAAACGACCUUUCUCCUUCCGAUCAAUCUCUUGAUCUUCUUCACCUAUAUAUCACAAUCAUAUCCUCCCCCUACAGUACUAUAGCAAGCUCAUAGUAUAGGGUUUAAUACCCUUUUGCAUUUUGUAAUCUAUAUCUUUUAGGUCAUUUCAACUCUUACGAAAUCAUGUCGCAUUCGUUCUUCUCCGAUUCUUACGCAGAGAUGGCUGCGAAAUCCGUACGUGGUCGACCUAACUAUGUUCCACCACACCAGAGAAACAACUACAAUGCAGAUGAAACCACCAGGUACGGUUAUCAAACCGGAAACAAUGGUAGCGGCCGCGGCCGUGGCCGCGGUGGGGGUAGUAGAGGCGGUGGUCGUGGUUUCGUACGCGGCUACUCUGUGGUCGAUAAAGAGUUCCAUGACCCUAACAAACAUGCGAGAACUCAUAACCAGUACGAUAAUCUCACCGAAAAGUUUAAUGAACUUGAAGUUUCUGAAACGGAAAACAAGAGUAUGGCGAUCAAUUUCGAUGCAUAUGAAGAUAUACCCGUUGAGAUUACCGGGUCCGAUGUACCCAAACCAGUGAACACGUUUGCAGAUAUCGAUUUAGGUGACUCCUUGAACGAUAACAUUAAGAACAGGUGUAAGUACGUGAAGCCGACGCCGAUUCAGCGCCAUGCCAUACCUGUAGCUUUGGCCGGACGAGAUUUAAUGGCGUGUGCACAGACCGGGUCGGGGAAAACGGCGGCGUUUUGCUUUCCGAUCAUCUGCGGCGUUCUGAAAAUACAGUCGCCGGUGCCGUACGGACGCAGGGAGAUGGUGUCGUACCCACUCGCUCUUAUUUUGUCUCCGACCAGGGAACUCUGUUGUCAGAUUUUCGAAGAAGCUAAGAAAUUCUGCCAUCAAACUGGUGUCAAAGUUGCUGUUGCUUAUGGAGGUGCGCCGAUUCAACACCAGUUACGUUCCUUUGAAAAGGGUGUGGAUAUACUAGUGGCGACUCCUGGACGUUUAACUGACAUGAUCGAAAGAUCAAGAGUGUCGCUCAAAAAGAUCAAACAUCUGGCGUUAGAUGAAGCCGAUCGAAUGUUGGAUAUGGGAUUUGAACCCCAAAUCAGAAAGAUCGUUGAGUGUUUGGAUAUGCCUCCUCCUGGUCAAAGACAAACAAUGCUUUUCAGCGCGACAUUCCCCUCUGAAAUUCAGAGGCUUGCGUCUGAUUUUCUCUCAAACUACAUAUUUCUUUCGGUGGGAAGAGUCGGUUCUAGCACCGAUUUGAUCGUUCAAAAAGUCGUAUUUGUCGAGGAUGAGGAAAAACGCGAGUAUUUAAGAAAUGUUCUUCAUGAUCAGAAAGCUAAUGGAAACCUAGGAAAGAAUGCAUUGAUUGUGAUUUUUGUGGAGACGAAACGGGCUGCAGAUACUUUGGAAAACUGGCUUUGCCGGAUUGGUUUUCCGGCGACUGCCAUACAUGGCGAUAAAGUUCAAUUUGUGAGACUUUCUUAUUUUCUCAUUUAUUUCAAGAUUAACAACUUAGUUUUAUUUAUUUAUGUAAUUAGAUGA
Lactuca virosa is the source of this 1756-nucleotide messenger RNA. NCBI's taxonomy places the organism in Eukaryota, Viridiplantae, Streptophyta, Magnoliopsida, Asterales, Asteraceae. The record is from the annotation of a GenBank genome assembly.